Perkinsus marinus ATCC 50983 is the source of this 1629-nucleotide messenger RNA. RefSeq lists its product as hypothetical. Gene Ontology annotation, cellular component: cytoplasm; membrane. The record is from RefSeq and is a predicted model, not a curated record. NCBI's taxonomy places the organism in Eukaryota, Perkinsozoa, Perkinsida, Perkinsidae. Gene Ontology annotation, molecular function: scavenger receptor activity. The coding region runs from base 1 to 1629 and encodes 542 amino acids. The transcript is spliced from 2 exons.
AUGGCAUCUGACGACAAGACAGGGAAUUGCUGUUGCCGAUGCAAACCAUGGGUCUUCUUCAUUUUGUCAGCGGUGUCUGUUAUCAUCGCUGUUAUAUGUUUUGUUAUAGCCAUAGUCGCCAUGGUGCCGUUCUAUAAUGCCUUUAUUGAUGGCAUUAACUAUGGUCGCUUUAUCGAUAACACAUACCAAACCACUGACUGCGAGAAUAUGGUUGCUGGUGAUGCUACCUGUGGCGGUAAGGCUUACGAUGCUUGGCUUAUGAGCUCUGAUGAGCUGUACAAUACUUGUAUGAGUGAUCAAGAGCCGUCAUCGAGUGCUGUUGCACUUGAUUCGGCGUGGUGUGAUGCCAGCUCUGACGACUGUUCCAAGGACAUGUGCCAGAAGGGUAUGCAGUAUGAUUACUAUGCGUACAACUUGACUAAUCCUGAGGAGGUUUUGAAGGGUGCCAAGCCUAUUGUGCAAGAGCUCACUCCUGUACACACGGCCAUGAGCAUCACUAAGACGAGUCCUCGGUUGAUACUGACCUUUGGGAUAAGGAAAUUUGUCAAGUUGACGGUGGGCGAGCUGUUGGGAUUCCAGGAUCAGUCUAAGGUUGACAAGGUCUCUGGUAUGCCUUUGACCAUGGCACUUUCGGCUACUACCAACCCAGUGACCGAACAGUAUCGUGCUAGCUUUGUGGAGGACUGGAAAGGAUUGUAUUACUUCAAGAUGUCUAACGGCAUGGAGUACAACUGUGCAUUCGACCCGGAUUGUAUGGCUCAGGAUGAGUUCAAGGCAAACGGCACAUGCACUCCUGAUGAUAAGUGCCACCCGAACUAUGCUGCGGGUUUCGAUGUUAAGUAUGUGCCCGGUACUCUGAAUGGUCAUGGUACGAACGACUACCACAAGGUUGGUGCUAUUGACAAGAUGUUCGUCAGUCCGGUGUUCUCAACGGCUCAGAUGAAGCUCAGCAAGAAGGAUCAAGACUAUAAUGGAGCUAAUAUUGAUAUCUGGGAUCUGGCUGACCUGGCCUUCAGGAACGAGAACUGUGAUGGGUCCGGCGAUGACAGUCGCGGUAUUGACUGUGAUUCACCUUAUCUGACUCUGAACUUGGGGACUUUCAGUUCACCAAAGCCGAAUCUAGUGAGGACGCCUAUCUACGCCUCACUGCCUCAUUUCUACCAAGUGGAUGGCUCGUCCUCGGUUAGGAAUUGGUAUCCUGGUGAUCGUGUUGACACUAAGAGUUGCUCGGGAUCUGAGGAGUGUGACGAUCCUGAGAGGGACUUCAAUUGUCAGAUGUGGACUGAGCCCAUCACUGGUGCUCUCUUGAAGGGUGCAUUGAAGCUGCAGAUGAAUGUCAUGAUGCCGCCUGCUGCGAAUACCGAGUCUGGGAAACUGACCGACGAGGUUCUUAUUCCGGCAGUGUGGGUUGAUGAGCAUCAGCUGGCCUACCCAUAUCAGAUUGACUCUAUCAAGCAACUGCAAGCUGCACCCGGUCUAUUCGAACUGGUCAUGUGGUUGGGCAUCGCUUUUGGUAUCGUUUUCGUGUUAUGUGCUGUUGCAUUCUUCUAUUUCGGUUGGAGACGCCGCAGUGCACUCAGAGCUGUUGUCCUGCAGAAGAAGGUUUCUGGAGUGACCGAGGCACUUUGA